ACCGACGCCGUCCGUGCCGGAAGGGCUGCCGCUGGACCAUGACCACCCGCUGAACGGGACAAUGGCGGCUUACGCUCAACAGAUUGUCGUCUGUACAGGGCACAGAGACUGGACAAGUCGAAUUGAGGAUGACGGGGAGGAACAAGGCUGGGGAGAGUUUGUGCGGGGUUUGAAGAGGUUAAUGGGUCGUGGCGGUCCAUUUGCAGACGUAAGUCGCGUCUCGGUGUCCCCUAUGCCGCCACCUUAUUGCGCCGGCCGACCUCUCUGACUGAGUAUAUAGCCUUUCAACAACGUUAUGGUCACAAAUUCCUCAUUUACCCCUUCCUCCACGGUCUCUUGCUCUCCCGAUACUGCCUCGGCCUUCUUGUUUCCUAGCUUCAAGUACUUCCCUUCAAUACCGGUUAAUGUCUCAGACUCGCCGAAAACGACCACCAACCUCUCCACUUUUGUAAAAGCGUUCCUACUUCCCACCCAACUCAGUCCGAUGACAGAGACACUUCCCGAGCCGCGACAUAGCGAGUUGCUCCGAAAGCCAGAGCUGGCAUCAGAGUUCCCCGACGCUGUGGAUAUAGAGCAUUCCCCGGUUAUCUUGAUAUGCGGUCACGGAGGCCGUGAUAUGCGAUGCGGAGUUAUGGCGCCAAUAUUGGAAGAGCAGUUCCGAAAGAUCUUGGAGUCCAGGGGUAUAUAUACCCCAGCUGGUCCUGACAACGACAAGUUUGAUCGCCCGGAUCGUGCUCAUAUCGGGCUAAUCAGUCAUAUCGGCGGACACAAAUAUGCUGGGAACGUCAUCAUUUAUAUCCCUAAAAGCAUGAAGUAUGGAGACUCGUCUGUGGCCCAUCCGCUGGCCGGUAGAGGGAUUUGGUAUGGCCGCAUCGAACCCAAACACGUUGAGGGCGUUGUGGAAGAAACUAUCCUCGGGGGCAGAGUGCUAUCAGAUCAUUUUAGGGGUGGGAUAGACCAUGACGGAACCAUCUUGCGGCUAUAG
This is a messenger RNA of Aspergillus nidulans FGSC A4, 985 nucleotides long. RefSeq names its product sucrase/ferredoxin-like domain-containing protein. The coding region runs from base 296 to 985 and encodes 229 amino acids. The transcript has a single exon. The record is from RefSeq and is a predicted model, not a curated record. Lineage: Eukaryota; Fungi; Ascomycota; Eurotiomycetes; Eurotiales; Aspergillaceae.